Aureobasidium subglaciale EXF-2481 is the source of this 2433-nucleotide messenger RNA. RefSeq names its product GMC oxidoreductase. The transcript is spliced from 4 exons. Gene Ontology annotation, molecular function: oxidoreductase activity, acting on CH-OH group of donors; flavin adenine dinucleotide binding. The record is from RefSeq and is a predicted model, not a curated record. NCBI's taxonomy places the organism in Eukaryota, Fungi, Ascomycota, Dothideomycetes, Dothideales, Saccotheciaceae. The coding region runs from base 1 to 2433 and encodes 810 amino acids. Gene Ontology annotation, biological process: secondary metabolite biosynthetic process.
AUGUUCAAUACUCACUUCGCGACGGUCACUGCACUGCUCGUAACUCAGGCUGCUGCUGGAGGUCUCAACGUUCCGCUGCCAAAGAACAAUGUCUUCGACUAUAUCGUAGUAGGCGGCGGCCCAGCAGGUCUUACAGUCGCGAAUCGACUCAGCGAAAAUGCCAAUGUACAAGUCCUGCUACUGGAAUCUGGGGAGGCUGAUAACUACCCGGAAAGCAUCAUGAUCCCAUACUAUCAAGGUGCCGCAGGAUCUGUUAACGGGAAAUGCGGCGGGUUCAACUGGUGUGACCAAACUGUUGCACAAACCUACCUUGAUGGCGGCAGUAGAACCAUUCCACAGGGUAAAGGCUUAGGUGGUGGUACUCUGAUCAAUGCUAUGCUGUGGAAUCGUGGCGAUCAAGAAGAUUAUGACAUCUGGUCUCAACUCGGCAAUGACGGAUGGGACUACGGCUCGCUUCUCGAAUUCUUCCAAAGGGCAAACGAGGUCGCGACAACCUAUGGAAUGGGUUACGAUGCUUCUCAACAUGGCGAAUCUGGUCCGCAGAAUGUCAGCUUCCCUGCAUUCCAGUAUCCAGCUAGUCAACAUUUCUUUGCUGCAUUGAACCGCCUGGGUGUACCGACCCAGCCUGAUCCUGCCGCACCUACCGAAAAGGGCGCGAUGUACCUCCCUCAGGGCAUCUCUCAGACAAACCAGUCUCGCGCAGACGCUCGUCGCGCGCGUUGGGAUCCGGUCGCCGGUCGCGAGAACUUUUAUGUUUCCACUGGCCAACAUGUGCGUCGAAUCCUGUUUGAAGGCGGUUGUGCUACUUCUGGAGACAACGGUGCUAGAGCUGUAGGAGUCGAGGUGUCAGCUGGACGUGACGGCAGAGUCUGGACGGCUGUGGCUGCUCGUGAAGUCAUCCUCGCUGCCGGAGCGCUUCGCUCUCCUCAACUUCUUGAGUUGUCUGGCAUUGGUGAUAGUAAUGUUCUCGCCAAAGCUGGAGUACAAAGCCGCAUUAAUCUGCCUGGUGUUGGUAACAAUCUCCAAGAUCAUAUGCUGAUGCACAUGACACAAGGCUUCAAUAAUCAAAGCUACGUGUACCCGAACAUCAUGCAGAACGCGACCAUCAACAAUUGGGCCAGAUCAGCAUACUACGCGAAUCGUACUGGACCCUACACUUUCGGACCUCCUGAUGGCAAUGGCUUCUUUUCGCUUCCGCAAAUCUCUGACCGCGCUCAGGAGAUCGCUCAGAAUGCUUCUUCAUUCUCCGACAACGAUUAUCUCGCCGAUGGACUUGAUGAGAGCGUCGUUCGCGGCUACGCCCGUCAACGUGCUCUCCUCAUCCCUGCUCUCAACAACAGCAGACGCGCAGUCAUUGAGUUUUUGCAGGAUAACGCGGGUAACACACAGAUCAGUAACCAGCGCCCUUUUACGCGCGGUAACGUGCAUAUCAAUGGUACCGACCCUUUCAACUAUCCUACACUGGACUUCCGCUAUGGAAGCAACCCCAUUGACAUGGCCGUCAUGAUGGACUCGUUGCGUUUCAAUGACAAAUUGUUCCAGCAGCCCGAGCUAGAGGUCCUGGAGCCGGUUCAGAAGGAUCCACCUCACGCAGCUACCGAUGCCCAACUGCAAGAGUUCCUUAAUCGUGCCUUGGGUACUGAAUUCCACCCAUCUUGCACGGCUGCCAUGAUGCCUAGAGACGAUGGCGGUGUCGUUGACUCCAACCUGCUUGUCUACGGUACUCAGAACAUUCGUGUCGUGGACGCCAGCAUCUUCCCAAUCGUUCCUGCUGCUCACCUUGAGUCUGUCAUUUAUGCUGUUGCCGAGAAGGCCGCGGAUCUGAUCAAGAAGAACGGUGAGACAGGUAGUGUGCCGUACUUACCUUUGGACCAGAGCCAAUGUACUACCACACCACGAGGCAAUUCUAAGCGUGCAGAACGCAUCGACCAGUCUCAGGCUUACGAUUUAGCUUCAGCCUCAUCUUCUGCGGCUUCAUCUUCGUACUCCAGCUCCGAGUCUUACUCAGCAAACAACACCAUGUCUUAUGGCAGCUCGUCGAUGGACCUCACUGGUCCUUUGGGAGGAGGUCCUAUCGGUAUGGUCGGUGGAUACCCGGCAGUCGGCUAUCCCAACUACAAUCCCUCGGCCACCAACGGCUUCGACAUCAGCGCAUCUGAUCGCCCUGCCUCUGUCGGACUCCCGGUUGGUGCUGCACUGCAGUGGGCAGAUUGUCUCAUUCACGGCCUUGUUGUCGACCCUCUGGAAGGCUUAGUGGGCACUCUGGACGGCAUUCUGGAGGGCACAGGAGAAGUGCUGCAGAAUGCUACUGGCACCGUCCUAGGCAGUGUUGGUGAUGUUCUCAAUCACGCUGUCAAAGAUGAACCAUCAGGUCUUGCCGCUGGCAUAUUGGAUGGCGUUGGAGCGAAGAACGGAAGACGUUUUGUCGCUUGA